This is a messenger RNA of Closterium sp. Naga37s-1, 405 nucleotides long. NCBI's taxonomy places the organism in Eukaryota, Viridiplantae, Streptophyta, Zygnematophyceae, Desmidiales, Closteriaceae. The record is from the annotation of a GenBank genome assembly.
AUGAGAGCCGCUCGCCUGCCCGCGCUUCUCGCGCUCCCGCUGCUGCUUGUGCUCGUCGCGAGCCUGUUGGUUACCCCGCUGCGCGCCGAAGACUGCGAUGCAAUCCUUGAUAAGGUGGAGGAGUGUGAGGAGAAUGUGGGGAAGUUGAGGAAGUUGCGAUUCGAGGCGGAGAACAAGUUUGACGCGACGCAUGCGAUGGGGGAGAAGAUGAAGGAGAAGAUGGCCGAGUGUGAGGAGACCACCGCCAAGAACGCUGCUGAGCGGCACAAAGAGAAGAGCGAACUGAUGGCACAGGUGCAUGAACUGGAGAACAAGGUGAAGGAGCUGCAAGCGAAGCUGGGCAUCAGUGAGGACAGCAGCACCACCGGCGACACCAGCAGUGACCACAACCUCAGUGACAAGUAG